Canariomyces notabilis is the source of this 1761-nucleotide messenger RNA. RefSeq lists its product as uncharacterized. Bases 1 to 1761 code for a protein of 586 amino acids. The record is from RefSeq and is a predicted model, not a curated record. NCBI's taxonomy places the organism in Eukaryota, Fungi, Ascomycota, Sordariomycetes, Sordariales, Chaetomiaceae. The transcript has 3 exons. Gene Ontology annotation, molecular function: superoxide-generating NAD(P)H oxidase activity. Gene Ontology annotation, biological process: superoxide anion generation; defense response. Gene Ontology annotation, cellular component: NADPH oxidase complex; plasma membrane.
AUGGCGGGCUACGACGACUACGGCGGCGGCUACGGCUAUGGGGGUAGCCCGGGGUCAAUGAAGCAGUCGGAGCGGUCAAGAUGGACGCCACUCACGCGAAUGUUGCUCUCGGGCGAGAUGACGCAGGAGCGACAAAAGGAAUUGACGCCGCGGGAAAAGUUCGAUCGGUGGAUGGUCAAUGAAGGCUACCGGCGAAUUUUCGUCUUCGUAUUUAUGCUCCUCCACGCCAUCGUCUUCGCCUUCAGCUUCGUCAAUUACGCCCUUAAAGAAAACUUACAGGUUGCGCGAGAUACUUUCGGCCCGACAUUCAUGAUAGCCAGAUCUGCGGCACUUGUCCUCCAUGUCGACGUUGCACUAAUCCUUUUCCCAGUCUGUCGGACACUCAUCUCGCUGGCCAGACAGACUCCGCUCAACGGCAUCAUCCAGUUUGACAAGAACAUCACAUUCCACAUCGUCACCGCCUGGUCCAUUUUCUUCUUCUCUUGGGUACACACGAUUGCCCACUGGAACAACUUUGCGCAGGUCGCGGCCAAGAACAAUCUGGGAUUCUAUGGAUUCCUGCUCGCCAACUUCGUGUCGGGGCCGGGCUGGACGGGGUACAUCAUGUUGAUUGCGCUGACGGGCAUGGUGAUCACAUCGGUCGAAAAGACAAGGCGGGCCAACUACGAGCGGUUCUGGUACACGCACCACAUGUUUAUCGUCUUCUUCUUCUUUUGGGCCAUCCACGGCGCCUUCUGCAUGAUCCAGCCCGACUUCGCGCCCUUCUGCACCUCAUUCGGUUCUCAGGCCAUCGGCGUGUUUUGGCAGUACUGGAUGUACGGUGGUUUUGCGUAUCUUGCUGAGCGCAUUGCUCGUGAGGUCCGUGGCCGGCACAAGACGUACAUCUCAAAGGUCAUUCAGCACCCUAGCAACGUUUGCGAGAUUCAGAUCAAGAAGGAGCACACCAAGACGAGAGCGGGCCAGUACAUCUUCCUCUGCUGCCCUGCCGUGUCCCUGUGGCAGUAUCACCCUUUUACCCUGACCAGCGCCCCGGAGGAGGACUACAUUUCGAUCCAUAUGCGAGUCGUGGGUGACUUUACGAGACAACUUGCCGAGACGCUGGGCUGCGAGUUCGACAAGAAAAAGGGCGACAAGAAGGGUGACACGUCCAAGGUCGUCGGGGUCGAUCAGGACAACAACGGGGUGGACCCUGCUCUCCGGCGGGUGCUGCCCCGGGUCUAUGUCGAUGGUCCCUUUGGUUCCGCUUCGGAGGACGUGUUCAAGUACGAGAUCUCGAUUUUGUGCGGCGCUGGUAUCGGCGUAACGCCGUUCGCCUCCAUCUUGAAAUCUAUAUGGUACCGGAUGAACUACCCCAAAAAGAAGACGCGGCUGAGCAAGGUCUACUUCUUCUGGAUUUGCCGAGACUUUGGCUCCUUUGAGUGGUUCCGCUCUCUCCUUCUGGCGAUUGAGGCGCAGGACAUGGAAAACCGCAUCGAGAUCCACACCUACUUGACGGCCAAGAUCAAGGUUGACGACGCAACGAACAUCAUGAUCAACGACGCCAACGCGGACAAGGAUACCAUUACCGGCCUGCGAUCGCCAACCAACUUUGGCCGCCCCAACUGGGAUAUGAUUUUCAGGGGGAUUAGGAAACUUCACACCCCGGCCGAGGCGGGCGUCUUCUUCUGCGGUCCCAAGGGCCUGGGUAGCACACUACACAUCUUUUGCAACAAGUACAGUGAGCCUGGGUUCAACUUUGUUUGGGGCAAGGAGAAUUUUUAA